GGUAAGAGUGUGUUUAAAAAGAGUGGGAGAAGAAGACUCGACGGCAUCGUCAAACCCUGCUUCAUUCCACUCUUUCUAGGGUUUUAGUUCUCUUUUCCUCUUCAACCUUCUUCUCAAUGUCCAACAACAACGAAAACAUCACCAUGACCGAUCUCACUUCUGCCCUCAACGAAGACAAUCGCGCCGAUCUAGUCAGUGCUCUCAAGAGUAAGAUACAGAGUCUGGCUGGACAGCAUUCGGAUGUUCUGGAGACUUUAUCGCCUAACGUCAGGAAGCGUGUUGAAUCUCUUAGAGAGAUUCAGGGUAAACAUGACGAACUAGAGGCAGAAUUCUUCAAGGAGAGAGAAGCUCUUGAAGCUAAGUACCAAAAGUUGUAUCAGCCGUUAUACACAAAGCGCUAUGAAAUAGUAAAUGGUGUUACUGAAGUGGAAGGACAAGCAGUUGAAACAACAGAUGGAUCAGAAGAGGAUAAUGAGAAAGGAGUACCUUCUUUUUGGCUCAAUGCAAUGAAAAAUAAUGAUGUGUUGGCUGAAGAGAUUUCAGAGCGUGAUGAAGGUGCUCUCAAGUUUCUAAAAGACAUUAAGUGGGGCCGGAUAGAUAACCCUAAAGGAUUCAAGCUUGAUUUCUUUUUUGAUACCAAUCCGUACUUUUCAAACUCUGUCUUGACUAAAACAUAUCAUAUGAUUGAUGAGGAUGAGCCUAUAUUGGAGAAAGCAAUUGGGACGGAAAUUGAAUGGUACCCGGGAAAAUGCUUGACUCAGAAGGUGUUGAAGAAAAAGCCCAAGAAGGGUUCAAAGAAUGCUAAACCAAUUACCAAAACUGAAAACUGUGAAAGCUUCUUCAAUUUUUUCAAACCACCAGAAGUUCCUGAAGAUGAUGAUGACAUUGAUGAAGAUUUGGCCGAGGAACUUCAGAACCAAAUGGAACAAGAUUAUGACAUUGGGUCAACUAUAAGGGACAAAAUUAUCCCUCAUGCAGUAUCUUGGUUUACUGGGGAGGCUGUUCAGGGAGAUGAGUUUGAAGACCUGGAGGAUGAUGAGGACGAAGAUGAUGAUGAGGAGGAUGAAGAUGAGGAUGAGGAUGAAGAUGAUGAUGAUGACGAGGAAGAGGAGGAAGACAGUAAGACUAAAAAGAAGAAGAGUGGAAGGGCACAGAUUGGUGAUGGUCAGCAGGGUGAGCGACCUCCAGAGUGCAAGCAGCAGUAAUUUAGUUCUUUGAUGUUUGUUAUGCAGCUGAUGGGUAUUUUUGAGGUCCUAUGGUGCUUGAUGGGUUUCAGUUUCGUGCAGUUUUGGGUGGUCCUUGAUUCAUUUUCCUCCCUAGAUUCUAUAGUCUGAAUUUAUUUUAGUCCCUUCUUUUUUUCCAUUCAUUCGGAGAGAAUGUGGUUAUUAUAUAUAGUCAGGUAUACUAUGAUUUGUUAUUUUGGAAUUUAUGUCAUUUCAGAUACUGAAUUAUUUUA
Molecule: messenger RNA, 1456 nt
Organism: Vigna angularis (adzuki bean)
Lineage: Eukaryota; Viridiplantae; Streptophyta; Magnoliopsida; Fabales; Fabaceae
Product: nucleosome assembly protein 1;2
Exons: 11
Coding region: 117-1205 (362 amino acids)
Biological process (GO): nucleosome assembly; somatic cell DNA recombination
Cellular component (GO): nucleus; chromatin
Molecular function (GO): chromatin binding; histone binding
Source: RefSeq, a predicted model, not a curated record